CGUGGAAGACCUGCUGAUGCAGUUCUGGUCCCUGUCGGGCGCCAAGGAGGCUCUCGGUGACGUCGGCCGUGUCGACCGUCUGGACACGCGCACUCUGGAGUGGGGCCACACCAAAACCUUCGCAUGCUGGCUCUGGGUCUGGGAUGUGGCCCACAUCCCGACCAAGCGCGCUCUCUUGGUGCUCAAGUGGUGCACCGGCCGGGCCGACGAGAUCAUCAGCCUCGCGCCCUUUGAUCGCCGCAUCCCUCCACCGUCGGGCGUCCGAUGCUACGACUUGCUGAUCCACGUCGACUUGCUGGAGGAUUGGACCCUGUCGCCGCGCUCCUCACACUCAGGCCAGAGUGGUAUGCCCUCCUCGGAUGAAGACGACGACCGCCCUCUCCCGCGUAUCGAGCCUGGCACGUGGGUGGCUAGCAUGGAGGACGACCAAGGCAGGGCUCGCAGAGGUGCGCCGCGCAUCGGGGCUGCGGGUUGUGUCCCCUUGCUCGGGAGUGGCGGCAGAGAUCAGGAAGAUGGCGGCGGCAGUGGCGGCUUGGGCCAGUCCUGGAGGGACCGCCUUCUUGGUCGUGGUUGCCACGCAAAGGGAAAAGAUGCAGACGUCGUCAAGAAUGCGCAUCGCCGACGUAGCAGGACUUCGGUGACAGGUGGCCGCGGCCGCUCUCAAGCUGGGAAGGACGUUGGUGCGCUGGUGCUGCGUGCCACACCGCCCCCCCUCGGCCUUGUGCCCACUCCGCAGGUCGAGGAGGACCCGGCCCAGUUCUUUUCCUUCUCCGGCACCGGCCGCGCCCUCUCCCCGCCCCCGCGCACGGACUGCAUGCAAUUGGAGAUGGAGAAUGCCAUGCUCGAAGCCCUGGACACCCCUCUGGAUUUUGAGGAUGGUGGCCGCUCCCCUCCCCGCCUGGACGCUGGGCCCUGCCGAGCUGGAAAGCCUGGAGAUGCUUCCGUGCCUGCUGCUCUGCAUAAGCUCCCCCGCAGCAGCCACAAUAAGCUUUCAGAUGGAGGUAGUCACUCAGAGGGUGGGCACAAUUCAGAUUGGCAGUAGACGGGAGCACGCAGCCGAGCUGUUCGCCGUGGCGGCCCCUCUGGUCCUCCCAAGUCAGCCACCUCAUCCUCGACACUCUACCCUGCUCUAGAGCCACUUCAGCACCCUCUCGCCGUAGCGCACGUCAGGCGACAACGGCCAACACAACUCCAGUGGUGCAUCGGGCUGUUCUGCGCCUCAUCUAGGAGUUAGGGGAACUUGGCCCUAAAGACAAGAUGACUCCAAAGACGGCGACGCAGCUCAUGAAGCGUUUCCAGGAUCCCCUCCCUGAUGGUGACAUUGCCGCGAUAGCAAAGCUCACAAGCCCCGACCAAGCUGUUAGCAUGGCGAGGCUUGCUGAGGCUGAAGAGAUUUUGCAUGGUUGAUGAUGUUAGUUGUAGUUUAUGUAGCUAGGCUCCGCCAGUGGCUGGUAUUCCACUAGUUUGAGUUAGGAUUAGUGUCUAUGUGUAGUUCUUCGGUCCCGUGGCUUGUUAAUCGACGAUGGGGUUUUGGGCGUGUUGGUGGCCGUCGUCGCCUCCUCGUGUGUUGGGUGGUGUACUCGUCCUCUUUUAGUAUUAUGUUCGGUUGGUGGAGCAAUCUC
Messenger RNA from Hordeum vulgare subsp. vulgare (domesticated barley), 1622 nucleotides. RefSeq lists its product as uncharacterized. Bases 17 to 1042 code for a protein of 341 amino acids. The record is from RefSeq and is a predicted model, not a curated record. The transcript has a single exon. Lineage: Eukaryota; Viridiplantae; Streptophyta; Magnoliopsida; Poales; Poaceae.